Messenger RNA from Tetrahymena thermophila SB210, 2160 nucleotides. RefSeq names its product AMP-binding enzyme family protein. The record is from RefSeq and is a predicted model, not a curated record. NCBI's taxonomy places the organism in Eukaryota, Ciliophora, Oligohymenophorea, Hymenostomatida, Tetrahymenidae. The transcript has 2 exons.
AUAAAUAAGUAUAUUAAGAAAUUGAAUAAAAUAAUGAAAAUUAAUAAAUACGAUUUAUUCUCUUCUGAGUUUUAUUUUAAUUUAGAUGGUUAGAAUUAUAAGAAAGGUACGAUUUAAGGUGUAAUUUUUUCAUUUUUAUCUAUAACUUUGGUCCUUUCUUAUUUUGCUUAUUUACUUUAGUAAUAUCUAAAUAACAUGAUUGAUCCAUAAUAUAAAUCACAAAGUUUUAUUACUAAUACUAUAAAAGAAGUGCCAUUAACUGAAGAUCUUUUAGCAUUUUAAUUCAAUUAUAAUAAUAGUUUAUCCAUAGAUUAGUAUCAAGCAAUUUAGAAUAAAACAUAUUUGGUUUAUUAUCCCUAUUUUUAUUAUUAAGACACAAAUAAUAAUAUUUAUCAAGUAAUAAAUUUAGAAGUAGUUUAAUGCACUAGUUCUUAACUAUUAGGCUACAAUUGUAUUGAUUUUUCUCAGUUAAGCAAUUAUACACUUAUCUUUGAUAAUCAAAAUAGCAUUAUUUCUUAGAUAUAUUUAAAUAUAUAUGGAUGUUUAGACUUAGAUGAAAUUAAAACAACAAUUCCGAAUAAUUGUGCCUCAUAAAGUGAAAUAGAUUCUGUUAUUAAUGGAGCUUAAGCUGGUUUGGUUUUAUGGCUAAAAACAUAAUAAUAUAAUACUACAUCUAUGGAGAUUUAAACCGACUAUAGGUUUUUAGAAAGCUUCAGCUACUCAAAUUAAUUCAUGAUGAGCACUAUAAAAGCUUAGAUGCAAGAAACUCAUGUGAAGCAAGGAUUAAUCAUUUAAGGAUAGUAAUUUUAUUCUUCCCCUAUUUAAUAUGGUUAGACAAUAUAUACUUAUGAUAAGUAAUUUUCUUUGUCUACCGGUCUAGGACCAUACCUCUAAGUUAAUCUUUAGUUAGAUGAAAUUGUGUAGUUUAUAUAAAUUUAAUACCCUGCUAUUACCUAAAUUUUGGCACUUGUUAAUAGUAUUAGCUUUGUAGUUAUGAUUUUUAGAACUAUGGCAAGACUUUUAUCUUAAAAUUUGAUUAGAAAAGAAUUUUUUGUUCUCAUUUUAAGAAACCUUUUUUAAGAAAAGUGCUAGUAAAUACUUUAAAAAGAAAAUUUAAUGGGAGAAUGUGAUAUUUAAGUGAUAACUUAAGAAAAAGAAGAAGAGUUUUUAGAUGAUAUUUAAGAAAAUUAAAGGAAAGCGAGUUUAUUUCUACCUGAUUUUUAAUAUAGAUUCUUUUAAAAAAGAUAGAAAUCAUAUCUUUAACUAGAUAAAAGUAAUAGUUUUUAAAAAUAAAUACUUUAAAUAGAUGCUCAAUAUGAAUAAAAAAGUAAUAUUAAGUUAGAUAAUAGUUUAAAUUCCUUAGCAGCAAAAAAAGAUAACUAAAAUUAAUAAAAAUUAUUUUUAAACCUAUCAAAUGUCGAUAAAGUUGAUUUGAUUAAUAAGAACGAAUAUUUAUCAACAUAACAAAUAGAUAGUAAAAUAUUGAGCUAGUAAUAAAAAGAAAGUUAAGCCUAAAAACAGUUAAAAAUUUAGAGCAAAUAACAAUAAUUUUAAAAGAGUAAUUUCAAAGAUUAAUUAUAAAAGUAAUAAAGUGAAAAGAAAAAAAAAGUUUAUGAUGCAAUUUCUUAAAAAUUGUAAGUUAUGAAAAGCUUGUCAAUUAAAUAAGCUAUCUAAAAUACUAUAUUUAAAUUUAAAUGCUUUAAAGUUAAAGAUUACCUAACUUCUAGAGGUAUCAAAGAAAAAUAAAUGGAGAAAAUGUAAAACGAAGUAUAGGAUUAUCAGAAUAUUAAUUCAUUGUAUUAGGAUUUGAUAUUUUUAAAAAAAGCAAUGAGUAUGAUUCUCAGCUUGGACUAAAUGGCUGCUAUUUAACUUAUUGGUUUAACUGAUGAUUACAUGAAUCUAGAUUUAAAUAGCUAGGAUUCUAAGAUUAUUUACUAAUGUAUUUUUUUAAUUUUGAAAGAUGUUAUUAAACAUUAACAAAUUUUUUAUUUUAUAGAGGAAAGAAAGAAAUUAAACCAUUUUGAAAAAUUUUAUACAGUUUUAAAAUAAUAGUAAUUAUAAAUUGAUUAUAUUGAGAAAUUCUUGACAAAAUGCUAGGAGUCAGAUAAUUUAAGUGAAAUUGAUAAAAGAAUACUUUAUUCAGUAAUAAAAAAAAAAUGA